Carcharodon carcharias (great white shark) is the source of this 3073-nucleotide messenger RNA. RefSeq names its product minichromosome maintenance complex component 4 (gene mcm4). The transcript has 17 exons. Gene Ontology annotation, molecular function: ATP hydrolysis activity; single-stranded DNA helicase activity; ATP binding. Lineage: Eukaryota; Metazoa; Chordata; Chondrichthyes; Lamniformes; Lamnidae. The record is from RefSeq and is a predicted model, not a curated record. Gene Ontology annotation, biological process: DNA replication; DNA strand elongation involved in DNA replication; double-strand break repair via break-induced replication. Gene Ontology annotation, cellular component: MCM complex; nucleus. Bases 131 to 2722 code for a protein of 863 amino acids.
UAGAUUUUGCAUAUGAGUCAAAGUUCAAUGCUGAUUGGCUGGGAAAGCGCGCGCGGAGUGGAGGUCAGCUGACUGACUUCGCGGGAAAAAAGUUCUGUGGAGUGUUGGGGGAAAGAAGGAAGUGCUAAAGAUGUCUUCACCAACAUCUACGCCUAGUCGUAAAGGAAGCAAGCGUGGAAGAAGCAGUAACCCUCCCACACCUCGAAGCGAUGGAGUACAGUCUCCACCUUCACAAAGACAACGGGUAGAUGAGUCAACAUCUAUUGGGGAGCUGCAGCCAAUGCCAACUUCUCCAGCAGCAGAUGCUCAAAGCCCACGUGUGCUGGAGUCAUCCUUCUUAUCCAGCCCAGCACGAUCACGCCAUUCAGCUGCCAGUGAAUUUGACGUAAGCUCUCCUUUGACCUAUGGCACUCCCAGCUCUAGAGUGGAAGGUACACCUCGCAGUGGUGUGCGGGGUACACCUAUACGUCAGCGUCCUGAUCUUGGGUCUGCACGUAAGGUCCGCCAGGUUGACUUGCAUGCAGACCAGCCUUCAGCAGAUGAAGUUGUGACCAGUGAACAAUCCCUUGGUCAGAAACUAGUAAUCUGGGGAACAGACGUCAAUGUGGCUGCAUGCAAAGAAAAAUUUCAGAGGUUCCUUCAGCGCUUUAUUGACCCUUCUGCUAAAGAAGAGGAAGUCACAGGCCUUGACAUCAAUGAACCACUUUACAUGCAACGACUUGAAGAGAUGAACUUAGUGGGAGAGCCAUUUCUAAAUGUGAACUCUUCUCAUUUAAGAACUUUUGACCCUGAACUAUACAGACAGCUGAUUUGUUACCCACAGGAAGUGAUUCCUACUUUUGAUAUGGCUGUCAAUGAACUUUUUUUUGAGCGUUUCCCUGACACUCUACUGGAGCAUCAGAUCCAAGUCCGGCCAUACAACGCUUUGAGAACCAAAAAUAUGAGAAGUCUGAAUCCAGAGGAUAUUGACCAGUUGAUCACAGUCAGUGGCAUGGUGAUCAGGUCUUCUCAACUGAUCCCUGAAAUGCAAGAGGCAUUUUUCAGCUGUCAAGUGUGUGCUUUUAGCACAAGGGUGGAGGUUGACCGUGGCCGGAUUGCUGAGCCAUCUGUGUGCAAGAACUGCAAUACCACGCACAGCAUGGCACUAAUCCACAACCGUUCAGUAUUUUCAGACAAACAAAUGGUUAAGUUGCAGGAGUCCCCUGAAGAUAUGCCCGCAGGACAGACACCACAUACAGUUAUACUGUUUGCUCACAAUGACCUGGUGGAUAAAGUGCAGCCUGGGGAUCGAGUGAACGUCACAGGCAUCUACAGAGCUGUUCCUAUUCGUGUGAAUCCCAGAGUUAGCAGUGUGAAGUCGGUGUAUAAGACUCACAUUGAUGUCAUUCACUUUCGUAAAACUGAUGAGAAACGGCUUCAUGGACUUGAAGAUGAAAAGGAACAGAAACUGUUCACAGAGCAACGUGUUGACAUGCUGAAAGAGCUCUCUAAGAAGCCUGAUAUCUAUGAACGACUUUCUGCUGCAUUGGCUCCUAGUAUUUAUGAGCAUGAAGAUAUCAAAAAGGGUAUCUUGCUGCAGUUGUUUGGUGGCACACGCAAAGAUUUCAGUCACACUGGUCGUGGCAAUUUCCGUGCAGAGGUCAACAUCCUUCUCUGUGGUGACCCUGGUACCAGUAAAUCUCAGUUGCUGCAGUAUGUAUACAACCUGGUGCCCAGAGGUCAGUACACUUCUGGUAAAGGCUCCAGCGCUGUAGGUCUUACGGCUUAUGUAACAAAGGAUCCUGAGACGAGGCAACUGGUCUUGCAGACUGGUGCCCUUGUUCUUAGUGAUAACGGCAUCUGCUGCAUUGAUGAGUUUGACAAAAUGAAUGAUAGCACAAGAUCAGUGUUGCAUGAAGUUAUGGAGCAGCAAACUCUUUCCAUUGCUAAGGCUGGUAUUAUCUGUCAGCUGAAUGCCCGCACAUCAAUCCUGGCAGCUGCAAACCCAGUAGAGUCGCAGUGGAAUCCCAAAAAAACAACUAUAGAAAACAUUCAGCUUCCACAUACACUACUGUCUAGGUUUGACUUGAUCUUCCUUAUGUUGGACCCACAAGAUGAAGCAUAUGAUCGACGUCUUGCCCACCACUUGGUUUCGCUUUAUUAUCAAAGUGAAGAGGAAAUGGAAGAAGAAUACCUGGACAUGGCAGUGCUGAGAGAUUACAUAGCCUAUGGCCGCACUUACGUCCACCCUAGACUUAGUGAAGAAGCCAGUCAAUCACUGAUUGAGGCUUAUGUGGACAUGAGGAAAGUUGGCAGUGGUAGAGGUAUGGUGUCGGCUUACCCCCGACAGCUGGAGUCACUGAUACGUCUGGCAGAAGCUUAUGCUAAAGUGCGUUUUUCUGAAAAAGUGGAAAAUAUCGAUGUGGAAGAGGCAAAACGCCUUCACCGUGAAGCUCUGAAACAGUCUGCCACUGACCCAAGGACUGGAAUUGUAGAUAUAUCUAUCCUUACUACAGGAAUGAGUGCCACUGCUCGCAAACGCAAGGAAGACUUGGCUCAAGCCUUGAAGAAGUUCAUUCAAUCUAAAGGCAAAACUCCAACCAUGAAAUACCAGCAACUUUUUGAAGAUUUGAGAUCUCAGUCUGAAGUUGCGAUUACCAAGGAUAUGUUUGAAGAAGCUCUCCGAGCUCUGGCAGACGAAGACUUUUUAACUGUAACUGGGAAAACUGUUCGACUGCUUUAAAAGCACCAGUUCAAAGAACUUUAUCCGUAAUGCUUACUUCUGAUCGUGGUUACUGAAACUAUUUUGCAGAUAUAUUUUACAUUAUUUUGCUCAAUGAAUGUACCCAUUUUUACAGCUAUUUCUCUUUUUUUGUGUUGCCAAGUUUAAGAUAAUGUCUCUUAAUACCAUAUUCAAAACUAAGGCAAUCAGCUAACACCACUGCCAGAGAUGUAAAUAUCAGGUUAAAAUUUUACACUUUCAUGCAUCGUGUCAUUUUAGAGACUAAAGAAAUGAAAUAAUUUGGAUGAAGAUGUGAAUGAUGUAGUGUAAUUGCUUGAUUUGUACUAUCAAUAAAGCUUUGCGUUGACUUUU